Molecule: messenger RNA, 988 nt
Organism: Xenopus tropicalis (tropical clawed frog)
Lineage: Eukaryota; Metazoa; Chordata; Amphibia; Anura; Pipidae
Gene: timm8a
Product: translocase of inner mitochondrial membrane 8A
Exons: 2
Coding region: 64-327 (87 amino acids)
Cellular component (GO): mitochondrial envelope; mitochondrial inner membrane
Source: RefSeq, a predicted model, not a curated record
CUACUGUCAGCUUUCUAGUUCCGGGUCAGGUGAAGGUCGGGAAGCCGGUGUGCAUAGUACACGAUGGAGGCUGCGGCAGAUCCAGAACUGCAAAGGUUCAUCGAGGCUGAGACCCAGAAACAGCGAUUCCAGACACUGGUACAUCAGCUCACUGAGCUCUGCUGGGAGAAGUGUAUGGAAAAGCCGGGGCCCAAGAUGGAUGCACGAAGCGAGGGCUGCUUUGUGAAUUGUGUGGAGAGGUUCAUAGACACCAGCCAGUUCAUCCUCAAUAGGCUAGAGCAGACACAGAAAUCUAGAGUUUCCUUUUCUGAGAACAUGGCAGAAUAAAUAGCGGACCUCUAUCAUAGAACCAACAUGGGGUGUGACCCUUCCAGAAGGCUGUCCAACUAAGGGGAACAUAUUUCCAUCGGCUGUCCUAGUUUCAUUAAUCCAAGAGCCAGUUUGGCUGAAUUGAACUUCUUCAGGCAUUACCAAACUGAUUAUCUGCAGCUCUCUCUACACUUGUCCACUUACUAGACCAAUGGAGGCAUGUUCCAAAUAACAGACUGGGGUGGGCUGGAGUGAAUGCCUUUUCUAACCGUGCCAUUUGGAUGAGAAAGAGGAUGGUAAAAUUCCAUUCACAAGUACUCUGGUGCAGGGUACAGAAUGUGCACAGAGAUUUUAUUUUUCAUGUAAAUGAUACAGUUAGUACAGAAUAAAUGAAGGAGUGCAGGUUUCAUGGAACAAAAGCUGCCUUUCCUGGAUGGUUGUAUCUGUGUUGUUACUAGAAAUGAGUAGCAGUAUGUCUGUGUAUAUCGCCAAGCAUGUAUUUCCCUGUGAAUAUGGUUUUAUGCACCAGGUCUUUCUGGAAAGAAAAUGCAGUUUGGGAAAAUAUAUAUUAAAGAAUUGUACAGUGUAAACAGAGAUCUGCCCAUAUAACUGCUCCUUAAAUAUGAUCCUAGAGAUACGUUUUGUUUUUCAAUUUAUUCAGUAAAUUUGGCAUAAAAAA